CACUGGAUGGGGAGAAGUUUCUGCUUGAAAGUGGAGCCCAAAAAGCUGUUAGCUUUGAAAUCAGCACGUGAAGUUUUUGGCUUAGUGGUAAAUAAUAUUACUACAGUGACUGUGUCAUCGUGAUUGAACCGUGGAGGCAAUCCUGUACAUCCAACCGAAAUGCAUUUAACUGGAAAUAAAUUGAGCUGGAGCUCUGAAACCAACGACUAUAGUACGAAAGAAGAACUAGUGGAUUUUAGCGGGAAAGGACUCAAAUUAGACACGGAAGCCGACGCCCAACCUAUUGUAGAUGCAAUUUAUGCUGCAAAAAGCUUAACAGGGCUCAUUCUUGAAGGAAACACUCUCGGAGUAGAAGCAGCCAAAUCCAUAGCCAAAGCUCUUGAAUCAAAGCCAACAUUCCAAAGGGCACUGUGGAAGGAUGCAUUCACAGGCCGCUUAAAAGAUGAAAUUCCAAAAGCUUUGAGCUUCUUAGGAGGUGGACUCAUUUUGGCCAAAGCAAACUUGGUUGAACUAGACUUGAGUGAUAAUGCACUAGGCCCAGUUGGCAUGGAAGGUCUGGUGCAGUUUUUGAAAAGCCCUGUCUGUUACUCUCUGAAGUGUAUAAGACUCAACAAUAAUGGCCUUGGAAUUUAUGGAGGACGGAUGCUUGCCCAAGCUUUAAAGGACUGUCUGAAAGCAAGUAAAGAUGCUGGCUCACCGUUGACUCUGAAAACAUUCAUUGUUGGAAGAAAUCGCCUAGAGAACGAGGGAGCAAUUGCCCUCUCAGAAUUUUUUAAGGCUGUAGGGACCUUGGAAGAGGUGCAGAUGCCGCAAAAUUUUAUUAGACAUCCUGGUAUUUCUGCCUUGGCCAGUGCACUUGUUUACAACCCUGACCUGAAAAUCCUCAAUUUGAACGAUAACACAUUCACUUGGCGAGGAUCACAAGCUGUUGCGGACGCUCUUCCGAAAUGGCAGCAACUAUCCGUGAUCAAUUUCGGCGAUUGUUUAAUACGUACCAAAGGAGCAGAAUUCCUGGCCAAGGCCCUGUCUAGUGGGCACGAGCAUCUUAAGGAAGUGUAUAUGGAUCAUGGCGAAAUUAAUUUGUCUGGAGCCAAGCAAUUGGCUUAUUCACUGAAAAACAAAAAAAUUCUUGCAAUAUGCGAUCUAAAUGGCAACCAAUUUGGCGAAGAUGGAUGUCAGGAACUUAAAGAUAUUUUUAAUGCCUUUGGUGAUAAAAAAGUUCUGCAGAGUUUAAGUGAUGAUGAAGGUGAACCAAGCAGUGAAGAAGAAGAAAGUGAAGAGGAGGAGGAGAGUGACGAAGAACAUGAAGAAAAAACGGAUAUCCACGACAAAAACAGGAUGGUCGAGCACAUCCCAACGCAUGAUGCUAUGCAGCAGCUUAAUACUAACCUGGCACAUCUCACCGCAAACGAAAAUAUUCCGUUGACUGUGGAAGCCUUUCUUAAUGCACCUACUUCGGCCCGCUUUUACGGCUUAGGCGACCAAAAGAUACUGUUGAUUCUUCAGCAUAUCGACCGUGUAAUAGCUACCAAACCGGCUGAAAUUUUUGAUGUCUACGCUGAGGUCAUAAUGAAACUGAGCUCAACUGUUAAUCCGAGAUCAGAAAAACAGUUACUUGAAGAAGUUCAGCAGUUAGUGGAAAAAAUAUUAAAAAUGGCGUUUGAAAAAGCUAAGACUACAGAGAAAAUGGCCAUAUGUAACAAUACAUUCUUCAUUUACAUGGGUCUUUUAAAGAGUGAGGAUAAAAGAUUUCGGCCAUCAUGGCCAUUAAGUGGAUUUUUCCUCAUUCUGGAACGCAUCAUCACAACCAAUCCCAGCUGCAUUCCGCUCAGUACCAUUCAGUCGCUGGAAACCUUCUUUUCGAGGCCUCACCAGGCGUUCGAUAUAUACAAAGAAGAAACGGUAAAGUUAAGGAAGGCUCUGAAUAAGCCCUAAAGAUGAAGAGGCAUUCUUAAUCAUUUGCUAUAUUUGAAUAUGUUUCACUUCAACUAUCUUAAACAACAUUUUAUUUCUUUCCCUCAUUCUCGA
Molecule: messenger RNA, 2028 nt
Organism: Daphnia carinata
Lineage: Eukaryota; Metazoa; Arthropoda; Branchiopoda; Diplostraca; Daphniidae
Gene: RanGAP
Product: ran GTPase-activating protein 1-like
Exons: 11
Coding region: 160-1935 (591 amino acids)
Biological process (GO): activation of GTPase activity; nucleocytoplasmic transport; signal transduction
Cellular component (GO): perinuclear region of cytoplasm; cytosol; nucleus
Molecular function (GO): small GTPase binding; GTPase activator activity
Source: RefSeq, a predicted model, not a curated record